UUUUCCUCCAUUUGCAUGCCUUUUCUAACCUACGCCCUAUCCGGUGCAUAUUAGCCCUCUUCCCCACCAAUUAAAGAUAUCCAAGACACACUGUGUUUCCAUUUCUCUUUUCUUCAUCCUUCAAGCAACCCCUUUUCUUGAUUCAACCCACCUGCAAAAACAAGAUCUUUGAUUUGUCAAGUAGAGCAAACUAAACAUGAGUUGCUUCGGCUGUUGUGGAGAAGAUGAUAUGCACAAGUCGUACGAUAACGGAACCUACAUGCCGAAUAAUGCUGCAGGAAACAAUGCAGGUUAUCGUGCCACUGAGGCUGCACCAAAGGACACACAGGCUGUUGCCGUCCAACCUAUUGCUGUCCCUGCUCUACAAGUGGAUGAACUGAAAGAAAUUACUGAUAAUUUCGGUACAAAGUCGUUAAUCGGAGAGGGAUCAUAUGGAAGAGUGUACCAUGGUGUCUUGAGAAGCGGCCAGGCAGCAGCUAUCAAGAAGUUAGACUCCAGCAAGCAACCCGAUCAAGAAUUUUUAGCCCAGGUUUCUAUGGUAUCGAGGCUUAAAAACGAUAAUGUUGUGGGAUUACUCGGGUAUUGCAUUGAUGGCGGUCUAAGAGUGUUGGCCUAUGAGUAUGCUUCAAAUGGAUCUCUUCAUGAUAUUCUGCAUGGAAGAAAAGGUGUUAAAGGUGCACAGCCAGGUCCAGUUUUAUCAUGGUCUCAAAGAGUUAAAAUUGCUGUCGGUGCUGCAAAAGGACUUGAAUACUUGCAUGAAAAGGCGCAGCCUCAUAUCAUUCAUCGCGAUAUAAAGUCGAGUAAUGUUCUGUUGUUUGAUGAUGAUGUGGCUAAGAUUGCUGAUUUUGAUUUAUCGAAUCAAGCACCUGACAUGGCAGCUCGCCUUCAUUCCACUCGUGUUCUUGGUACUUUCGGUUAUCAUGCACCUGAAUAUGCAAUGACCGGACAGUUGAGUUCAAAGAGUGAUGUUUACAGCUUUGGCGUGGUUCUCCUAGAACUUUUGACUGGCCGAAAGCCCGUUGACCACACUUUGCCUCGUGGUCAACAGAGUCUGGUCACAUGGGCAACACCUAAACUGAGUGAAGAUAAGGUGAAACAGUGUGUUGACACUAGACUCAAUGGGGAAUACCCCCCUAAGGCAGUUGCCAAGAUGGCGGCGGUUGCAGCGUUGUGUGUGCAAUAUGAAGCCGAUUUCAGGCCAAACAUGAGCAUUGUGGUUAAAGCACUGCAGCCAUUGUUGAACGCGCGUGCGGGGCCUCAAACCGAAGCGCCACACUUGUGAAUCCCCACCUAGAGCCGGGCUACGGCCGCUACUGCUACUGCUUGAUCAUAAUCAUGUCAUUCCUGCAGAUGACAGAUAAAACUAGCAGAUAUUUAUGUUUGUAAUGUGGAAGAAUAUUCCACAGCUGAUGCGCAUUCUUUUGUUUGAGGUUUCAAGAUUUUCUUGUGGUAAAUAGUGAAGGGAUUUAUUUAGGUGCAAAGAUACUCUUAUGAUGUACUGCAGAAACAAGUUUAUUUUAUUUCUGGAAAUUGGUUUUAUUCCCUUGUGAGAUGAUCUGGUU
This is a messenger RNA of Helianthus annuus (common sunflower), 1562 nucleotides long. RefSeq names its product pto-interacting protein 1. Lineage: Eukaryota; Viridiplantae; Streptophyta; Magnoliopsida; Asterales; Asteraceae. The transcript is spliced from 8 exons. The record is from RefSeq and is a predicted model, not a curated record. Gene Ontology annotation, biological process: protein phosphorylation. Gene Ontology annotation, molecular function: ATP binding; protein kinase activity. The coding region runs from base 197 to 1282 and encodes 361 amino acids.